Hibiscus syriacus is the source of this 1635-nucleotide messenger RNA. RefSeq lists its product as uncharacterized. Bases 137 to 1540 code for a protein of 467 amino acids. The record is from RefSeq and is a predicted model, not a curated record. NCBI's taxonomy places the organism in Eukaryota, Viridiplantae, Streptophyta, Magnoliopsida, Malvales, Malvaceae. The transcript has 5 exons.
UUUUAACGAAAAUUAUCAGGGGAAGCUUUGAAUUCGUAUGAUGUUAGCAGAUUUUACAUGCUUCGAUUGAGAAUUAGAGAAGAAGAAAAGUGGGAAGUGUGUAAUCUACAGUUGAAGUAGUGGGAACUGGAAAGAAAUGACUUUUCAGAGUAAAAGUUUUUGGAUGGCAAAGGGUGCUGCGCAUGUGUCUGACGGAGAUGCAGCAUUUGAUAAUACUUCUAGGAUCGAACCCAAGCGUUCGCAUAAUUGGUUUGUAGAUGCUGAGCCACAGCUGUUCCCCAACAAGAAGCAAGCUAGACAGGCUGAAAACAACAAAUCGAAUUCUGGAAUUUCUAAUUCAAAUGUGCUCCCUUGGGAAAAUGUUUCCAGUUUUCAGUCUGUUCCUAGCCAAUUUAUGGACCGGUUGUUUGGUUCCGAAUCUGAAAGGUCUGUCAAUUUCAGUGACAGGAACAUAUCUCCCAUAGAAGCAGAUGACAUGAGAAGAAAAGGCAUUGAAGAUCAUUUCGGUGAAGAUGCAUCUGUUGGUUUGUCGAUAUCUCCUUCCAUUGAGGAUCCUGAAUCAUGCUUUAAUAAUUGUGAAACUAGAAAAGUUAAGGUCAAUCAAGUUAAGGACUCCGAUAACUGUAUGCAUGAUCCAAAGGAACACAGUUUUAGUAGGGAAAAUAACAGUGACAUGUCUACAAUUGAGUUGUAUAACCCUGAAAAUGAAAGUAGUUUCAUCUCAAUGGGACAUGGUUAUGAUAGGCAGUGUGAUAGUGUUGCAGCAGUGAGUCAUACCUAUAACGGUGAUGAUUUGCGUAUCACUACUGCUACUCCUGACUACGACAAGGAUAAUGGAAUUCCAUUAUCGAUGGCAAACAUUUAUGUUAAAGAGGGUGCCAAUAUUCUUUCUUUUGGUGGCUUUCAUGAAGAGCAUGAGAUUAUCCCAGUGAGCAGGACGCUCGGUCGCUUUGAUACAUCACACUGUCGAUCUUCCAAUCCAACAUUGGAAGACACUUCUAGAAAUCAGCUGGGCAUAUCAAUCUCUGGUUCGGUUGCAAGUGCAGCGCAGACUGCUAAACUAAGACCUGAAUCUGUUUCAAGGACUAAACCAGAGUUCAAACCAUCAAAGAAAGAAGCUCCAAACAGUUUCCCUUCAAAUGUCAGAAGUUUGUUAUCGACUGGUAUGCUUGAUGGUGUAUCUGUGAAGUACGUUUCCUUGUCGCGGGAGGAGCUUCGUGGAGUUAUAAAAGGUUCUGGCUAUCUUUGUGGGUGUCAAUCAUGUAACUUAUCUAAGGUGCUGAAUGCAUACGAGUUUGAGCGCCAUGCUGGUUGCAAAACAAAGCAUCCGAACAAUCACAUUUAUUUUGACAAUGGGAAGACUAUCUAUCAGAUAGUACAAGAAUUGAGGAGCACACCGGAGAGUUUGUUGUUCGAUACAAUUCAAACUGUGUUUGGUGCACCAAUUAAUCAGAAGUCCUUUCGCAUUUGGAAAGAAUCAUUUCAAGCAGUGACUCAUGAGCUUCAGCGCAUUUAUGGGAAAGAAGAACUAAACCUAUAGGAUGAUAUUUUCCAAAUUGUAUGAUAAAGCACAAUCUCCCAGGUGAACUAUGUGCAUAGGAAAAUAAAUUAAAUUAAGACUUUUGUUUAGGUUUU